Sphaerulina musiva SO2202 is the source of this 6339-nucleotide messenger RNA. RefSeq lists its product as uncharacterized. NCBI's taxonomy places the organism in Eukaryota, Fungi, Ascomycota, Dothideomycetes, Mycosphaerellales, Mycosphaerellaceae. The record is from RefSeq and is a predicted model, not a curated record. Gene Ontology annotation, molecular function: guanyl-nucleotide exchange factor activity. The transcript has a single exon. Bases 130 to 6195 code for a protein of 2021 amino acids. Gene Ontology annotation, biological process: regulation of ARF protein signal transduction.
CACUGCUACCACCAACUGGCCCAUUCGAUCUCCACGUGUCCGUUCGAUUUCAAAGGAGCAAUGCCGCGAGUAUAGCAUGCCCGCAGGGACAGUUGCUUCCAUCUAGAUCCGCAUUCACUGAGCCUGCUGAUGGCGGGAGAGGACUUGACGGCUGCCCCGGAGAUGCAGCCGCCGCGACGCGAUGGGGAUGAGGUUGAGGAUGAUGGGAUUGCGGACACGACACCUUCGCAGAACAACAUGGAGAAGGAGGACGAGGACGCUGAGCCGGCAUACGAGCAAGUCGACCUAAACGACGAUGCUGUCGAGCAUGGGGGGACCACGUCGCCAGAUGCUGAGGAUAAGGAUAAGCCACAGGAGCCUGAGCCGCAAGCUGUCGACAAUACCGAACUCCAGCAGCCGGGCUCUUCAACACCCCAUCACGAGCCCAACGUUCCCUCCGCGUCCGAACAUGUGGCCUCGCCGCCGCCUGCGACUCCGUCGGCUCCUGAUACACCCACAUCACGCUCCGUCUCCGGCGCGACUCGACCACGAACCGACUCGCAGUCCACGACAGCGACCACUGCUACGAAGAGCUCUGUCCGGUCCACGCGGACCAGCAUGGUAUUUGUGGUGUCCGCGCUGGAAAGCAUUGCAGCUUCCAAAGAUGCUCGUAAGCGGAAAGAGCUGGGAGACUCCGCCCAGCGAGCUCUGUCGGCCAUCAGGACUGCGCACGGUGAUGCUUCGCAGAUCGACCCCGAGGUCAUGUUCGAGCCCUUGAGCCUGGCUUCGGAGUCGUCCACUGAAGCUGUCGUGGUGUCUGCGCUGGACUGCAUUGGCAAGCUGAUCAGCUACUCGUACUUUUCCAUUGCUGCCCCUUCGGACGAUGUACCUGUGGAUCGGAGGAGGCCACCUCUCAUCGACCGGGCAAUAGACACCAUAUGCGACUGCUUUCAGGGGGAAUCAACGCCCGUCAAUGUGCAGAUGCAGAUCAUCAAAAGCUUGUUGUCGGCCAUUCUGGAUGAGAAGAUUGUGGUGCAUGGUGCAGGCUUGCUUAAGAGUGUCCGGCAGACGUAUAACAUCUUCUUGUUGAGCAAGAACAGUGCGAACCAACACAUUGCGCAGGGGACCCUGAUGCAGAUGGUCGGCACGGUAUUUGAGCGCGUCAAGCUACGGAUUGCGAACAAAGCAGCACGAGCUCCUAACGGCCCUGGCCUGGGCAGCUUAGGCAGUCCUAGUGUGUAUGCUCACUCGGAUGUGUCAUCGGCCACUGCAGGCGACGAGACUCCUUCGGUUGCGGAUGUGCAAACGCCUGAUGAAGAGAAGGCGCAGCCGAAGAUGACACUCCAGACCUUCGAGACUCGAAAGUCUUUUGAUGAUGCUCGAAUUACAGACAGUGCCCCUACAAUGGUGACCAAGGCCAAGAGGCCUCGCGAUCGGCCGUCGAGGACUGGCCCCGGUCCGGAUAUUCCGUCAAUCACUGUACGGGACGACAAGCAAGAGGCUGUAGCUGAGGACGAAGAAGAGGACGAGAUCUAUAUCAAGGACGCAUUCCUGAUAUUUCGGGCUAUGUGCAAGCUGUCAACCAAGGCACUGCGCGUCGAAGAUGCUGUGGACGUCAAAUCUCAGGGCAUGCGAUCGAAGCUGUUGAGCUUGCACAUCAUCCAUACUGUGCUUUUCAAUCACUUUGUGGUUUUUACUUCUCCGCAUGCUACCAUCCGAAGCUCAUCGAAUACCGAUCCCACCGCGUUCACUCAGGCGGUGAAACAAUAUCUGUGUCUGAGUCUGAGCAGAAAUGGCGCAAGCAGUAUUAAUAAAGUCUUUGAAGUCUCGGCGGAGAUUUUCUCGUUGAUGAUGAAACAUUUACGAUCCCAACUCAAGCGGGAAUUGGAAGUCUUCCUCAAAGAGAUCUACAUUACGAUACUGGACAAACGCAAUGCUCCGCAUUGGCAAAAGAGCUAUAUCGUACAGCACAUCUUUGGGCGGAUCGGGUCAGAUCCGCGCACGUUGGUCGAAAUCUAUUUGAAUUACGACUGCGAUCGGCAGGCUCUUGACAAUAUGUAUCAGCGCAUGAUUGAGCAUGUGAGUAAAAUGGCCAGUCAGCCGGUGACGAUCAACGGUCUACAGGAACAGGCGUAUGCAGACGCCGCCUCGAAGCAGAACAGUGCAUCCAACGACUGGCGAGAACGAGGAACAAUGCCGCCCAGCCUCACAACGGCCAGCAUGAGCUCGUCGCACGAUACCGACCAGGCGUAUCCUCCCGAGUAUGCGAUGAAGAUGCAAAGUCUCGAGUGUUUGCUUGACACGCUCAGGAGUAUGGUCAACUGGAGUCAGGAAGCUCGAGCCGAAGCGUCCAGCAGCACAUUGGCAGACACGGACUCACGCCUCUCUCUGGAAGGUCAGCGAGAAAGCAUGGACACACGGCUUGCUGGCGAGUCAGCAGAUGUACACCCUGCCACUCCUCGCUUGGCAGACACUCCACUACCAGAAGAUGACCCCGAGGAGCUGGAAAAGGUCAAGCAGAAGAAGACAGCGUUGAAUAACGCUGUCCGUGCGUUCAACUUCAAGCCGAAGAAAGGCAUCAAGUCGCUGAUAAAGGAAGGCUUCAUUGCUUCUUCAGACCCCAGAGACAUUGCCGCGUUCUUCUCUGGUAACGAGCGAAUCGACAAAAAGUCGCUUGGAGAGUUUCUUGGCGAGGGUGAUGAAGACAACAUCAAGAUCAUGCACGCCUUCGUGGACAACAUGGACUUCUCGAGGACGAGGUUCGUGGAUGCCUUGCGACGAUUCUUGCAAUCUUUUCGGCUGCCAGGUGAGGCGCAGAAGAUUGAUCGUUUGAUGCUCAAAUUCGCCGAACGCUAUCUGACUGGGAACCCUGCCGCGUUCGCCAAUGCUGACACAGCUUACGUGCUUGCUUACAGCGUCAUCAUGUUGAAUACUGACCAGCACUCUGCGCAAGUGAAGAAGCGCAUGACGGUGGAAGACUUUAUUAAAAACAAUCGCGGCAUCAAUGAUUCUGCAGAUCUGCCCGAUGAGUAUCUGCAGGGCAUCUUCGACGAGAUUGCCCAGAAUGAGAUUGUAUUGGACACAGAGCGCGCAAACGCUGCGAACUUGGGCAUACUUCCGCAACAGCCCAGCGGGCUCGUCAAUACCCUUGCCAAUGUUGGACGCGACCUCCAGAGAGAGGCAUAUGCGCAAGCAAGUGAGGAGAUGAGUAAUCGCACAGAAUUGCUGUUCAAACACCUACUCAAGGCACAAAAACGUGCGGGAGGUGGAGCAGCCGCUGCUGCGAAGGGCAGGUAUCUUGUUGCGAGCUCAUAUCGACAUAUUGGACCUAUGUUCGAAGUGACGUGGAUGAGCUUCCUCACUGCGUUGUCUGGUGCUGCCCAAGAAAGCCAAAAUGUCGACACGAUUCGUUUGUGUAUGGAGGGCCAAAAGCUUGCAAUACGUAUUGCGUGCCUGUUCGAUCUGGAGGACCCGCGGCAAGCCUUUGUUUCCAGCUUAUCGCGGAGCACCAACCUGUAUAAUCUGUCCGAGAUGAAGGCAAAGAACGUGGAAGCACUGCGGGCACUCAUCGAGAUUGCAUAUACAGAAGGCAAUUAUCUCAAGGAGAGUUGGAGAGACGUGUUGACGUCGGUGUCUCAGCUCGAUCGGUUCCAGCUCAUCUCGAGUGGCGUGGAGGAAGGUGCUGUUCCUGACGUCCUCAGGGCAAAUGGCGGAUCCGAUGGGUCACAGGCAAAUGGUCAGGGCAGGAGGAGCACUCAGAUCCAAAGACGGCCAUCCGGGCGCAAUGGAAACCAUGGCGCGUAUCAGGCAGACAUUGCAGAAGAUGCCAGGAGCGCUGAUAUGAUCCGCGGAGUGGAUCGCAUCUUCACAAAUACCGCCAACCUCUCCGGGACAGCCAUCGUCGACUUUGUCAAGGCUCUCACGCAAGUCAGCUGGCAAGAGAUUCAGUCAUCUGGGAAGUCAGAUACGCCACGAACGUAUUCUCUACAAAAACUGGUGGAAAUCUCGGGCUACAAUAUGCUUCGAGUCAAGUUUGAGUGGACUAGUAUCUGGAAAAUUCUGGGUCAACACUUUAUUGAUGUAGGUUGUCACAACAAUACGCAUGUCGUCUUCUUUGCGCUCAACAGCUUGAGACAGCUGAGUAUGCGCUUCAUGGAGAUUGAGGAGCUGCCCGGCUUCCAGUUUCAAAAAGACUUUCUCAAGCCUUUUGAGCUGAUUCUCAGCAAUGCACAGCAAUCACAAGUCAAAGAUAUGGUCCUGCGGUGUCUGAUACAGAUGAUACAAGCAAGAGGCGACAUGAUCCGGUCGGGAUGGAGAACCAUGUUUGGCGUGUUCACUGUGGCUGCCAGAGAGCCGUACGAGAGCAUCGUCAACCUGGCCUUUGACAACGUCACACAAGUGUACAACGAGCGUUUCGGCGUGGUGCUCUCCCAAUCGGCUUUUGCUGACAUGAUUGUGUGUUUGACCGAGUUCAGCAAGAAUAGCAAGUUUCAGAAGAAGAGCUUACAGGCCAUCGAGACUCUCCGCUCGACUGUGCCAAAGAUGCUGAGAACACCAGAGUGCCCACUCAGCCAGAAGGCUCCGGGACUGAAGGAUGCACCACAGGCAGCAAAUAUCCCCAAACAACCGGUUCGACGAACGCAAGAAGAGCAGUACUGGUUCCCAGUACUGUUCGCUUUCCACGAUGUGCUCAUGACUGGAGAAGAUCUCGAAGUACGGUCACGAGCGUUAAACUAUCUCUUCGAUACGCUUACCAACUAUGGUGGCGAGUUUCCUCGAGACUUCUGGGAUGUACUUUGGCGACAACUACUCAUGCCGAUAUUCAUGGUGCUCAGAGAUCGCAAGUCCGUGAAUGUGGAGGCUGCGAAUUCGGAAGAGUUGUCAGUCUGGUUAUCGACUACACUGAUUCAAGCACUGCGAAACAUGAUUAGCUUGUUCACACACUUCUUUGAGAGCCUCGAGUAUAUGCUUGAUCGCUUUUUGGAGUUGCUCACGUUAUGCAUAUGUCAAGAGAACGACACGCUAGCGCGCAUUGGAAGUAACUGCUUGCAGCAGCUGAUUUUGCAGAACGUGAAGAAGUUCAGUCCUGGGCACUGGGAGAAGAUUGUGGCUGCAUUUGUUGAUCUUUUCGCAAAGACGGAAGCCAAAGAGCUCUUCUCGGCUGCGACUUCAUCGACCUACAAUCGAGAUCGAGACACAUCCAACGGUGCACACGAUGUGCCCAAGCCCACGCCUCGCGAUCUCGCCAUGGACGACGCAGCAUCUGUCAUGACUGCAAAUACCAACGCGUUUGGCGUCAACGGCUUCGAUGACGAACGAGCCAAUGGCACCGAACGCGUCCCAGCCACGCCUGUUCCACUCUCCUCGGACCACGAUGGUGAGCGCUCACCGUCACCAGCCAGACGAAAGGUUUCCCUUGAAGACUUCAGCAAUACGACUCCGACACGGCAAGCACCUGUCGUUGUGACAGCGGCCCGCCGACGGUACUUUAACCAAAUCAUCACCAAGUGCGUGCUCCAGCUCCUGAUGAUCGAGACGGUCUCGGAGCUCUUUAACAACGACGCGGUGUACGCAUCGAUACCGUCUCACCUCCUGCUCGGAUUAAUGGCUCUGCUCAAGAAGUCGUAUCACUUUGCCAAACGAUUCAACGAGGAUCGCAAACUACGAGCGAACCUCUUCCGGGAGGGGUUCAUGAAGCAACCGCCGAAUUUGCUGAAGCAAGAAUCCGGUUCGGCGUCGGUGUAUGUUUCGAUAUUGUUGCGAAUGUACGCGGACACGUCAUCGGAACGAGCGGCGAGUCGACCGGAGACGGAACAUGCAUUGAUCCCGUUGUGCAAGGACAUUAUCGCGUCCUACAUUGGACUUGACGACGAAACGCAACAACGCAACAUUGUGACGUGGAGGCCGGUGGUGAUUGAUGUGUUGGAAGGCGUGGUGGCAUUCCCGGAUGCGGAAUUCAACAAGCAUGUGGAGGAAUUUGCGCCGUUGGCGGUCGGACUGAUGGCACGUGACAUGGGAGGCGAAUUACAGCGAGUGGUCAUGGGAGUGUGGCAGCGGGUGUGCGAGACGAAACUGGGCAUUGAAAUGCCCGAGCAUAUUUUGCAUGCAAAGGAAGGGGGACCAUCGAGUCCGGGCGGGAGUGUGACGAGAGAACGUCCGGGAGUGUUUGGCACGCGGAGAGGGAGUCGAGCGUAUAGUCUGACCAGUGGGCGAUGAAAACAUCAUGUUUUUUUUUGUUGUUCAUGAAAUCUGAUCAUGAAUUGAAUGAGAAGAGAUAGAAGAUAUGAUGUGAGCGAGAGCGAGAGUGAGAGUUUUGCCAUGCAGCAACAAUUAGCGACAACAACAAACCACCAUGACAGC